CGGAAACGUAUCCACUACGAUUAUGGCGGAUCCGGAAGCAGUCGGCGACAAAGUGUGUUUCUAGCACCAAAGAACUUCUUACGACAUCGCAAGAGUUCUAUCGCCUUAGCAAGACACACCACAGCUUAUCGAAGUCUUCAUCAUGAACCUCUUUACCCUCAUCUGUCAUGGUCUACCCCUGUUCCUUGUCACCAUGGUAACAGCUGGAGAGAAAAAGCUUCAGAUAGGAAUUAAAAAGCGAGUGGAAAACUGUCCAGUCAAGUCCCGGAAGGGUGAUACAUUACAUAUGCACUACACAGGCAAGCUUGAGGAUGGAACCGAAUUUGAUAGCAGUCUCUCUCGUAACUCACCAUUUGUCUUCACCCUGGGUGCUGGACAGGUCAUUAAAGGUUGGGACCAGGGCCUCUUAGGAAUGUGUGAAGGUGAAAAACGCAAGCUUGUAAUUCCUUCUGACAUGGGUUAUGGUGAUAAAGGAGCCCCUCCAAAGAUUCCAGGAGGAGCUACUCUAGUAUUUGAGGUGGAACUGCUGCAGAUAGAACGAAAGGAAGACCUUUAGUCACCUACAGAAAUAAAUCGGCCACUAAUUUUGGCACCCCAUCAUCUGUGCCAUAUCAGUCAAGUAGUUCAGGUUAACCCCAGUGGUAAAAAAAAACAACUUACAUUUUAACAAAAUGUUUUAAAGAAACUCCAGCCAUAAAAUCCUCAUGCCAUCACCACCAGUGCCUCCUUCAGGUCAACUCAUAUGCUUCUACUUUCAGCAGUGCACCAUUGUGGGCACAGCAGACCAUUGUAGUAGCAUAAAACAGCACUUUCUGCAGAAAAAGAUGAGAAAUCUUUACUAUAAGGUGAUGGUUAAAAUAGUCAUUCAUUUUGUGUGUGCACUUUGACUUUCUUAUCCCAAAAUACUUUUUUUUUUAGUAGUUUAAGGCAGAGCAUAACUGGUGCAGGUGCUUUACUUCAUUCCUUGCUAUGUGACCAGGAAAAAGGUGUUGCCAUCACUGGCUAGUGCAAUGACAUCAAUAGUCCCUUCACACCUGGGAGUUUUCUGUCUGUUGUUUCCUGUACUUGUUUUGUGUACAUGAAGUAUGGACUUUUCACAAUUAUAAAAUUUGUACUUCCAGUUCACAGGAAUUGUUAGGUUUUCAUAUUGUCAUUGAAAAUGUUAUUUGAAGUGGACUCAAUGCAAGUUUUACUUACAAUAGCUGUAUUUGUGUUCUUUGUAAAAUAUGUGUAAAUUUCUUUUAGAUCACAUCACUUCUGCCUUGGACAGGAAGAGUGGGGGGGGGGGGGUAGGAUUGGUGUUUUACGUAGAGCCAGCAACUAAGGUUAUAUCACGUCAAGGCAGCCAUCCCUGUAAACAGAUGCUACUUUCAGAGAAAAAACAGUGUGCCUGAGACAAGAUCUGAACCCAGGACAGCCAACCCUUGGUGACAAGAGCUAACUAUUGCACCACCAGACCACCCUGCCUUGUUUAUUGAUAUCAUCAUUUUAUUUUUAUUAAGUGUUGUGGUAUUUAUUCACAAAAUUCCUCACAUAGAGUUUUGUUUUGAGUGGGGCCGUAGUUAUGAUGCCUAGAAUGACUAGCGCUUGGCAGUUCUUCCUAAAUGAAAGCAGGAAAAAUUAGAGAAAUAGGGAAAAUGUUUUCAAAGCUUUGGAAUAAUAAAGGAACUAAGUCUUUAAAAUUAAAUGUCAGGUUGACAGAAAGGGAAA
Messenger RNA from Pomacea canaliculata, 1710 nucleotides. RefSeq names its product peptidyl-prolyl cis-trans isomerase FKBP2-like. NCBI's taxonomy places the organism in Eukaryota, Metazoa, Mollusca, Gastropoda, Architaenioglossa, Ampullariidae. The transcript is spliced from 5 exons. Gene Ontology annotation, molecular function: peptidyl-prolyl cis-trans isomerase activity. Gene Ontology annotation, biological process: protein peptidyl-prolyl isomerization. Bases 143 to 556 code for a protein of 137 amino acids. The record is from RefSeq and is a predicted model, not a curated record.